AUGUGGAGUGGAGUGGAUUCGCGUCCAUGCCGUUUACGGAGUCUUCCCGUUUUCAGCCUGAAGGGUAAGGUCGUCGUCGUCACCGGCCCCUCAGGUCCCCGUGGCAUGGGUAUCGAGGCUGCCCGCGGCUGCGCCGAAAUGGGUGCCGACAUCGCCAUCAGCUACUCAUCCCGCAAGGAGGGCGCCGACAAGAAUGUCGAGGAGCUGAUCCGCGACUACGGUCGCUUCGUCAAUGACGUCAUUGGGGACUUUGGGAAGAUUGAUGGUUUCGUUGCCAAUGUGGGUGCCACCGCCAACUCGGGUGUCGUCGACGGUUUGGCUGCGGACUGGGAUCAUGUUAUUCAGGUCGACCUUAUCGGCACGGUAUACUGCGCCAAAGCAGUCGGCGCGCACUUCAAGAAGCAGGGCCACGGGUCUUUCGUCGUUACCGCAUCCAUGUCCAGCCAUGCUGGCUGCAUCCACCUAGCCAAGUCUCUCGCCAACGAGUGGCGAGACUUUGCCCGGGUGAACAGCAUUUCUCCCGGCUACAUCGACACUGGACUCUCUGAUUUCAUCGAUCCCGAGACACAAGAGUUGUGGCGGAGAAUGAUCCCGAUGGGGCGCAACGGAGACGCGAAGGAGCUCAAGGGGGCCUAUGUGUAUCUCAUCAGCGAUGCUAGUACAUACACCACGGUUGCGGAUAUUGUGGUUGACGAUGGGUAUACUGCCCAGUAG
Messenger RNA from Ilyonectria robusta, 714 nucleotides. RefSeq lists its product as uncharacterized. Bases 1 to 714 code for a protein of 237 amino acids. Gene Ontology annotation, cellular component: intracellular anatomical structure. The transcript has 4 exons. NCBI's taxonomy places the organism in Eukaryota, Fungi, Ascomycota, Sordariomycetes, Hypocreales, Nectriaceae. Gene Ontology annotation, molecular function: oxidoreductase activity, acting on NAD(P)H, oxygen as acceptor. The record is from RefSeq and is a predicted model, not a curated record.